This is a messenger RNA of Penicillium oxalicum, 1038 nucleotides long. Its product is annotated as ketoreductase. Gene Ontology annotation, cellular component: endoplasmic reticulum. The record is from RefSeq and is a predicted model, not a curated record. Gene Ontology annotation, biological process: fatty acid elongation. NCBI's taxonomy places the organism in Eukaryota, Fungi, Ascomycota, Eurotiomycetes, Eurotiales, Aspergillaceae. Bases 1 to 1038 code for a protein of 345 amino acids. Gene Ontology annotation, molecular function: ketoreductase activity. The transcript has 2 exons.
AUGGAUUUGACCAAAUACACACAAUGUCUUUCUCAGUGGCCCGACCAUCUUGCGCCGGGCCUGCCUAGCAUCGGUGCGCUGCUGUUGCUGGGCAUUGGUGGCCUCGUUGUCGCAUCGAAGGUCUGGUCGUUCGUGCGAGUGCUGCUCAGCCUGUUUGUGCUUCCUGGAAAGCCGCUUCGCUCCUUCGGUCCCCCGGGAAGCUGGGCGGUCGUGACUGGCGCCUCCGACGGUCUCGGAAAGGAAUUCGCGCUGCAGUUGGCUCGCGCCAAGUUCAACGUGGUGCUGGUAUCGCGCACCGAAUCGAAGUUGGUCACGCUGGCCGAGGAAAUCUCCACCAAGUUCCCCAAUGUCGAAACCAAGAUUCUGGCGAUGGACUUCUCUCGCAACGCCGACGAGGACUUCCAGGCCCUGGGCGCUCUCGUCUCCGAUCUCGACGUGUCCAUCCUGAUCAACAAUGUCGGCCAAAGUCACUCGAUCCCCGUUCCCUUUGUGCAGACCUCGGCCAAGGAGAUGACAGACAUCAUUACCAUCAACUGCCACGGUACCCUGCGCGUCACUCAGCUCGUCGCCUCGGGCAUGAUGCAACGCCGUCGCGGUCUGAUCCUUACCAUGGGUUCCUUUGGCGGACUUCUUCCCACCCCUCUGCUGGCCACUUACUCUGGUAGCAAGGCCUUCCUUCAGCAAUGGUCGACCGCUCUCGGCUACGAGCUUGCUCCGUACAACAUCGAGGUGGAGCUGGUCCAGGCUUACUUGAUCACCUCUGCCAUGUCCAAGAUCCGCCGGGCGUCGGCGACCAUCCCCACCCCGCGAGCCUUUGUCCGGGCGGUGCUGUCCAAGAUCGGUCGCAGCGGUGGCACCUCUUCAUACGCAUACAGCUCCUCUCCCUACUGGAGCCACGGCAUCAUGGCUUGGUUCCUCACCUCGGUCACUUCUCCCUUCAACAAGUUCGUUGUUUCUCAGAAUGGCGCCAUGCACGUCGCCAUCCGCAAGCGUGCUUUGCGCAAGGCUGAGCGAGAGGCUCAGAAGAAGAGCACUUGA